CAUGUAAACAUCAUAAUAAAUCUGCAGCUGUUUGGGGCCUCAGACCGUCUGCUGUGGACACAAGAUGCUGUAAACUUGUUGUUUAUUUGUUCCAAUAAAGCUGUUAAAAAGGGAGGAAGAGGAGGAGGCUGUGUGGAGGGAGGAGGAAGAGGAGGAGGCUGUGUGGAGGGAGGAGGGAGGAGGAAGAGGAGGAGGAGGGGGGGGCAGUGCGGAUUCUUUCCCGUCAUUCCCUGCAGCAGCAGCAGCAGCAGCUCCCUCCUCCCGUCUCUCGGUGCUCUCUGUGUCGGAUGCCCGUCUGCGGACUCUUCCUCUCGGCUGAAGUUUGGAGCCUCGCCCGGACCCUGUGAGCAGCGCUCGGCCUGCAGCCGCCGAUGUGGACGACGUGUCUCUGCUGACGUGUCAGAGGUGAAAGGUCAUGAUGACGACGGUGGCCGCCGAGUACGACCACAUGGAGCUGCAGCAGCAGUACAGCAGCAGCAACGACACGGUCAACAACCGCUGGGACGAUGACUGGGACAACGAGAACAGCUCGGCCCGCCUCUUCGAACGCUCCCGCAUCAAAGCGCUCGCAGAUGAGCGCGAGGCGGUGCAGAAGAAGACCUUCACUAAGUGGGUGAACUCUCACCUGUCCAGAGUCUCCUGCAGGAUCACAGAUCUCUACAUGGACCUGAGAGACGGACGCAUGCUGAUCAAACUGCUGGAGGUCCUAUCAGGAGAGAGACUGCCGAAGCCGACUAAAGGUCGGAUGCGGAUCCACUGCCUGGAGAACGUGGACAAAGCUCUGCAGUUCCUGAAGGAGCAGCGGGUUCACCUGGAGAACAUGGGCUCCCACGACAUCGUCGACGGAAACCACCGACUCACGCUGGGCCUCAUCUGGACCAUCAUCCUCCGCUUCCAGAUCCAGGACAUCAGUGUAGAGACUGAAGACAACAAGGAGAAGAGAUCAGCCAAAGAUGCUCUGCUGCUCUGGUGUCAGAUGAAGACGGCCGGGUAUCCCAACGUCAACAUCCACAACUUCUCCACCAGCUGGAGAGACGGCAUGGCCUUCAACGCUCUCAUCCACAAACACAGACCUGAUCUGAUCGACUUUGACAAACUGAAGAAGUCCAACGCUCACUACAACCUGCAGAACGCCUUUAACCUGGCGGAGCAACACCUGGGUCUCACCAAGCUGCUGGACCCCGAAGAUAUCAGUGUGGAUCAUCCUGAUGAGAAGUCAGUCAUCACCUACGUCGUGACGUAUUAUCACUAUUUCUCCAAGAUGAAGGCUCUGAAGGUGGAGGGCAAACGUAUCGGAAAGGUGCUGGAUAACGCCAUCGAGACGGAGAAGAUGAUCGAGAAGUACGAGUCUCUGGCCUCCGACCUGCUGGAGUGGAUCGAACAGACCAUCAUCAUCCUCAACAACAGGAAGUUUGCCAACUCUCUGGUGGGAGUCCAGCAGCAGCUGCAGGCCUUCAACACCUACCGAACCGUGGAGAAGCCUCCAAAGUUCACAGAGAAAGGAAACCUGGAGGUUCUUCUCUUCACCAUCCAGAGCAAGAUGAGAGCCAACAACCAGAAGGUCUACAUGCCGCGAGAGGGGAAACUCAUCUCAGAUAUCAAUAAGGCCUGGGAGAGACUGGAGAAGGCGGAGCAUGAGAGGGAGCUGGCUCUGAGGACGGAGCUGAUUCGUCAGGAGAAACUGGAACAGCUGGCCAGACGCUUCGACCGCAAGGCGGCCAUGAGAGAGACCUGGCUCAGCGAAAACCAGAGACUGGUGUCACAGGACAACUUUGGUUUCGACCUUCAGGCCGUCGAGGCGGCUACCAAGAAGCACGAGGCGAUUGAGACGGACAUUGCGGCGUACGAGGAGCGCGUGCAGGCCGUGGUUGCCGUGGCGAAGGAGCUGGAGGUGGAGCACUACCACGACAUCAAACGCAUCACCGCCAGGAAGGACAAUGUGAUCAGGCUGUGGGAGUACCUGCUGGAGCUGCUGAAGGCCCGCAGACAGAGGCUGGAGAUGAACCUGGGCCUGCAGAGAGUCUUCCAGGAGAUGCUCUACAUCAUGGACUGGAUGGACGAGAUGAAGAUGCUGCUGCUGUCUCAGGAUUAUGGGAAGCAUCUGUUGGGUGUGGAGGACCUGCUGCAGAAACACGCUCUGGUGGAGGCUGACAUUGCCAUCCAGGCUGACCGGGUGAAGGCGGUCACCACCAACGCCACCAAGUUCUCUGUGACCGAAAGUGGCUACAAGCCCUGCGACCCUCAGGUCAUCCAGGAUCGGGUGUCCCACCUGGAGUUCUGCUACCAGGAGCUGACCCAGCUUGCUGCAGAGCGCCGAGCCCGCCUGGAGGAGUCUCGUCGCCUCUGGAAGUUCUUCUGGGAGAUGGCCGAGGAGGAGGGUUGGAUCCGUGAGAAGGAGCAGAUCCUGUCCUCUCUUGAGCACGGAAAAGACCUGACAGGGGCGCUGCGCCUCCUCAGCGAGCAGCGUGCCCUGGAGGACGAGAUGAGCGGCCGCGCCGGACACCUCCAGCACACCAUUGCGGAGGGCCAGGCCAUGGUGCAGGCCGGCCACUUUGCUGCCACAAAGAUCCAGGAUCGUAUCACUGACCUCCAGGCUCAGUGGGCAGCACUGGAGCAGCUGGCAGCAGCGAGGAAGAAGAGGCUGGAGGAAGCUCUGGCGCUGCACCAGUUCCAGGCUGACGCGGAUGAUGUUGAUGCCUGGACGCUGGACGCACUGCGCAUCGUCUCCAGUGGAGAGACAGGCCAUGAUGAGUUCUCCACCCAGGCUCUGGUCAGGAAGCACAAGGACGCAGCAGCGGAGGUGGCCAGCUAUCGGCCCGUCAUCGACUCGCUCCACGAGCAGGCUGCUGCCCUGCCUAAAGAGGAGGCGGAGUCAGAGGAGGUGCGCGGGCGGCUGGUGGGCAUCGAGGAGCGCUACAAGGAGGUGGCAGAGCUGACGAAGCUGAGGAAGCAGGCGCUGCAGGACGCUCUGGCUCUCUACAAGAUGUUCAGUGAGGCCGACGCCUGUGAGGUUUGGAUUGAUGAGAAGGAGCAGUGGCUGAACAGCAUGGAGAUCCCCGAAAAACUGGAGGACCUGGAGGUCAUACAGCACAGGUUCGAGAGUCUGGAGCCAGAGAUGAACAACCAGGCAUCUCGUGUUGCCGUGGUAAACCAGAUCGCCCGGCAGCUGAUUCACAACGGUCACCCGAGUGAGAAGGACAUCAAGACCCAGCAGGACAAACUCAACAACAGGUGGAGCCAGUUCCGUGACCUGGUGGACCAGAAGAAGGAGUCCCUGAACUCUGCUCUGGGUGUGCAGAACUACCACCUCGACUGCAAUGAGACCAAAUCCUGGAUCAAAGAGAAGACCAAGGUCAUUGAGUCCACCCAGGAGCUGGGCAAUGACCUCACCGGGGUCAUGGCCCUGCAGCGCAAACUGACCGGUAUGGAGCGCGACCUGGCCGCCAUCGAGGACAAGCUGGGUGACCUGCGAGGCGAGGCCCAGCGGCUGGCAGAGGAGCACCCAGACCAGGCAAAGGCCAUCACAGGCCGUCUGGCUGAGAUCACAGCCGUCUGGGAGGAAAUGAAGAACACUCUGAAGAACCGUGAGGAGUCUCUUGGCGAGGCCAGGAAGCUGCAGCAGUUCCUGCGUGAACUGGACGACUUCCAGUCCUGGCUGUCCCGCACUCAGACGGCCAUUGCCUCCGAGGACAUGCCCAACACGCUGGCCGAGGCCGAGAAGCUCAUGGCCCAACACGAAGGCAUCAAGAACGAGAUCCAGAACUACGAGGAGGACUACCAAAAGAUGCGGGACAUGGGGGAGAUGGUGACACAAGGCCAGACGGACGCGCAGUACAUGUUCCUGCGACAGCGGCUGCAGGCGCUCGACACCGGCUGGAACGAGCUGCACAAGAUGUGGGAGAAUCGGCAGAACCUGCUGUCCCAGUCCCACGCUUACCAGCUGUUCCUGAGGGACACCAAGCAGGCUGAGGCCUUCCUCAACAACCAGGAGUACGUCCUGGCUCACACUGAGAUGCCCACCACCCUGGAGGGCGCUGAGGCCGCCAUCAAGAAGCAGGAAGACUUCAUGACCACCAUGGACGCAAACGAGGACAAGAUCAACAGCGUGGUGGAAGCCGGCAGGCGGCUGGCCAGCGACGGAAACAUCAACGCUGAACGUAUCCAGGAGAGAGUCACUUCCAUUGACGACAGACAUAAGAAGAACAGGGAGGCUGCCGUGGAGCUGCUGAUGAGACUGAAGGACAACAGAGACCUGCAGAAGUUCCUGCAGGACUGCCAGGAGCUGUCUCUGUGGAUCAAUGAGAAGAUGCUAACAGCUCAGGACAUGUCCUACGACGAGGCCAGGAACCUGCACAGCAAGUGGCUGAAGCACCAGGCCUUCAUGGCGGAGCUGCAGUCCAACAAGGAGUGGCUGGAUAAGAUCCAGAAGGACGGCAUGCUGCUGGUGUCGGAGAAGCCGGAGACGGAGGCGGUGGUGAAGGAGAAGCUGUCGGCGCUGCAAAGCAUGUGGGAGGAGCUGGAGUCGACCACGCAGACCAAAGCUCAGUGUCUGUUCGACGCCAACAAGGCCGAGUUGUUCACGCAGAGUUGCGCCGACCUCGACAAGUGGCUGGGCGGCCUGGAGGGCCAGAUCCAGUCCGACGACUACGGCAAAGACCUGACCUCCGUCAACAUCCUUCUCAAGAAACAACAGAUGCUGGAGAACCAGGUGGAGGUGCGUCAGCGGGAGGUGGUGGAGCUGCAGAGCCAGGUGAAGGCUCUCGGUCAGGAGGUGAAGGACACUGACGAGGUGGACGGCCGGAGGCAGCUGGUGGAGAGGAAGUUCCAGGAACUGCUGGAGCCGCUGCGCCGCCGAAAGAACCUCCUGGUGGCGUCCAGAGAGGUUCAUCAGUUCAACCGAGACGUGGAGGACGAGAUCCUGUGGGUUCAGGAGAGGAUGGCCGUCGCCACGUCGACCGACCACGGACACAACCUGCAGACCGUCCAGCUGCUCAUCAAGAAGAAUCAGACGCUGCAGAAGGAGAUCCAGGGCCAUCAGCCUCGUAUUGACGACAUCCUGGAGCGCAGUCAGAGCCUCCUGAAGGACGAGUCGUCCGACGCCGACGCCAUCCGGCAGCGGCUGGCCGACCUGCAGCAGCUGUGGCGGCAGCUGAUGGAAGAGGCGGAGCGCCGCCACGGCAGGCUGGAGGAGGCGCACAAGGCCCAGCAGUACUACUUCGACGCAGCCGAGGCGGAGGCGUGGAUGAGCGAGCAGGAGCUUUACAUGAUGUCAGAGGAGAAGGCCAAGGACGAGCAGAGCGCCGUCACCAUGCAGAAGAAGCACCAGAUCGUGGAGCAGGCGGUGGAGGACUACGCUGAGACCGUCCACCAGCUGUCCAAGACCAGCAGAGGACUGGUGGCUGACGGACACCCUGAGAGCGAGCGGAUCAGCAUGCGUCAGUCUCAGGUGGACAAGCUGUACGCUGGCCUGAAGGACCUGUCAGAGGAGAGGCGGGGCAAACUGGACGAGAGGCUGCGCCUCUUUCAGCUCAACCGAGAGGUCGACGACCUCGAGCAGUGGAUCGCCGAGAGGGAGGUGGUGGCCGGAUCCCACGAACUGGGACAGGACUACGAGCACGUCACUAUGUUGCAGGAGCGUUUCCGGGAGUUCGCUCGGGACACGGGGAACAUUGGCCAGGAGCGCGUGGAUGCCGUCAACCGCCUGGCGGAUGAGCUGAUCAACGCCGGGCACGGCGACGCGGCCACAGUGGCGGAGUGGAAGGAUGGGCUGAACGAGGCCUGGGCCGACCUACUGGAGCUCAUCGACACCCGGACGCAGAUCCUCGCCGCCUCCUUUGAGCUCCACAAGUUCUACCACGACGCCAAGGAGAUCCUGGGACGCAUUGUGGACAAGCAGAAGAAGCUCCCGGAGGAGGUGGGCCGCGACCAGAACACAGUGGAGACGCUGCAGAGGAUGCACACCACCUUCGAACACGACAUCCAGGCCCUGGGAACACAGGUGAGGCAGCUGCAGGACGACGCCACGCGCCUCCAGUCGGCGUACGCCGGCGACAAAGCGGACGAUAUCCAGCGACGGGAGAGCGAGGUGCUGGAGGCCUGGAGGAGCCUGCUGGAGGCCUGCGACGGACGCAGGCUCCGCCUCAUCGACACGGGGGACAAGUUCCGUUUCUUCAGCAUGGUCCGAGACCUGAUGCUGUGGAUGGACGACGUGAUCCGGCUCAUCGAGGCCCAGGAGAAUCCCAGGGACGUGUCGUCAGUGGAGCUGCUGAUGAACAACCAUCAGGGCAUCAAAGCAGAGAUCGACGCCCGAAACGACAGCUUCACCGCCUGCAUCGAGCUCGGGAAGUCGCUGCUGGCCAGAAAACACUACGCUUCAGAGGAGAUUAAGGAGAAACUGCUGCAGCUGACGGACAAGAGGAAAGAGAUGAUUGACAAGUGGGAGGAUCGAUGGGAGUGGCUACGACUCAUCCUGGAGGUGCACCAGUUCUCCCGGGAUGCCGGCGUGGCCGAGGCCUGGCUGCUGGGUCAGGAGCCCUACCUGUCCAGCAGGGAGAUGGGUCAGAGCGUGGACGAGGUGGAGAAGCUCAUCAAACGCCACGAGGCCUUCGAGAAAUCCGCCGCCACCUGGGAGGAGCGCUUCUCCGCGCUGGAGAGGCUGACUACGUUGGAGCUGCUGGAGGUGAGGAGGCAGCAGGAGGAAGAGGAGAGGAGGAGGAAGCCGCCGACUCCAGAGCCAGCUGUGAUUGAGCAGGAGGAGUCACCACAGCAGCAGAGCGGAGUCAUCAAUCAGAACGGACUCCCGUCAGACCAGGACUCUCCUCCGGACGGCGUGGACGGUGGAGAUCUGGUGAACGGCGUGGCGGAGCGGAGCUCCAAGGAGCCGAGCCCCACCCCCUCGCCGACCUCCGGCAGGAAGAGUAAAACCAGCCAGUCCAGCACGCUGCCCUCCAAGAACCAGGACUCGUCGUCGCAGCUCGAAGGCCUCCUGCACCGCAAACACGAGUGGGAGGGGCAUAACAAGAAGGCGUCCAACAGGUCAUGGCACAACGUGUACUGUGUCAUCAACAACCAGGAGAUGGGUUUCUAUAAGGACAGCAAGGCGGCGGCUCAGGGCGUCCCGUACCACAACGAGCUGCCCGUCGGCCUGAAGGACGCCACAUGUGACGUGGCCUCAGAAUACAAGAAGAAGAAACAUGUCUUCAAACUCAGACUCACUGAUGGAAAUGAAUAUCUGUUCCAAGCCAAAGAUGAAGAGGAGAUGAGCACCUGGAUCCAGGCCAUCCUGAACGCCGGCGCCGCCGACGUGCAGAGCAGCAACCCCGGCACGCCGGCGUCAGGCCGCGCUCAGACGCUGCCGGCCGCCGUCACGCUCGCCACCGAGUCGAGUCCCGGCAAGAGAGAGAAGGACAAAGAGAAGGACAAGGAGAAACGCUUCAGCUUGUUCAGCAAGAAGAAGCAGUAAAGAAACACGAAGCGCUUUGGUGAAACUGACUCAGAGAAUCUGACGCGCUCUGAAGCAGCACGAGUCAUAUUUAGCUUCAGUACGUUUAAUUUCUCGUUAACCGCCGUCAGCUGCAAACUCACAACUGGAAUCUGCUUCAGAGCGCGUUCAGACUUUAGCUGCUUUCAGCUGUAGAACCGUCUUUACCUGAGAAAUGAAGCUGCAGUCUCUGAAACUGCACGUUAAAAGCGGCGUUCAGGUGAAUCUGUCGCUCAGAUAAAACCUUCGUCAAGUCUCACACGCAAGUUUCGCCGACGUUUCCUGUUCAUACAAACCCGUCUGCAGCAUUACAGACGUUUAAACUGUUAAAACACCUGUUUGUUUUUCAAUUUAAUGUGAAAUAUCGCGUCAAUAAAUGUCUCCGAUUUCUGAAUCUUUAUUUUUUUUUCAAAGAGAUUCUUAGCGGACGUUAGCGAGGCUACGAGAUCCAGUAAUCCGUCUUGAAGGGCGUAACGUGCUCUGUAAGUGUUUUAGAUGAUCCUCAUACAAGAUCAAAGAUUUCAUAACAGAAAACAAACAAACCUGGCUGUGACAUCACCGCCGAGCAGCCGAUGACGGCGUCGACGGCUGACAACAGCGAGGAGCAGAAAACGGUAAAAGUUUCACCAAAGUGCGACGUCGGGUUGUUGUUUUUUUUGUGUGUGUGUGUGUGUGUUUAUUCACCGUGCGUUUUGUUUUCUUUCUUCUUGUUUUUUUUUUAAUAUUUGGUUUGAUUUUCUUCGUGUUGCGUCGCUCGGGUCGAACACAAACUGCACCCGAGAACGAAAAACUGCGGCGGUUUUUCGGUUUAGACGUUGUGAUGUAACAGCGGUUCAUCGUCGACGAACUGUUGUUACAUCACGUCUGAAACGUCUCGGUGACAUCAGCAGGGACCACACACUUCAUUUUCUUUAUUUGUUGUUUUGUUUUUGUUUUUUCCAACAUUGUUUAUUUUUGUUUACUUUUUGAAACAGGUCUGAGUUAUUGAACGUUUCCUCAAUUUUGUGAGGGUGUCUUAAGAGACAACCUACAUUCUUCCUCUGCCGUUGAGAAAUUGGACCAAUAGUGCAUUUUUGUUUUAUUAUUUUUACUUUUUGUUUGUUUGUCUUCUGCUGCUCAGCAACCAUUUCCCCCCUCUAAGCCAAUCACCUUCGAGGAGGAGUAUGAUGUAAAAUGUCCACUUGCAUGCUUCAUCAGGCUCAGAGCGUCGCCUGAAAAACUCACCAGAAACUACAAAUCUUCUCUUCUUUUUUUUAAAAAUAUUUUUCUCAGUUUUCUUUGUUUCUAAUCAGUUUCAGAUCGAGUACAGAUGAUAAAGAUCAAUAUGUAUUAUAAACACAGCGUUGAUGUUAAAUGGUAAACGUACGUCAUGUACUGCAGACAGCUCUGGACAAAUGAAGGUUGCUUGCUUGUCGUCGGCUCUUCGCACCGCGCUGCGCUCUGAUUUUCUGCUCUUUGAUACUCGUGUUGCUCUCCGUCACUGUAUAUCUAUUGUACUGAACAUGUAUGGAAGUUAACGCCAUCUUACUGCACAAUCAGAACUACAUCUAUAGGAAUGAAGAAGAAGAAAAUCCUUUGCAGGCCGUUUAAGGCCAAAUAUUUAAACAGAAGUUAGACCAUAAAGGCUUUUCUCAUGUAUGAAACUGCACCUGUAGACUUUAAAGCUCUCUCUCUGUCAAAUAUGUGCGAUGUCAUUAAAGGCUUUUAAACUUUA
Molecule: messenger RNA, 9194 nt
Organism: Thunnus maccoyii (southern bluefin tuna)
Lineage: Eukaryota; Metazoa; Chordata; Actinopteri; Scombriformes; Scombridae
Product: spectrin beta chain, non-erythrocytic 1-like
Exons: 36
Coding region: 416-7462 (2348 amino acids)
Biological process (GO): actin cytoskeleton organization; protein localization to plasma membrane
Cellular component (GO): cortical actin cytoskeleton; spectrin; plasma membrane
Molecular function (GO): structural constituent of cytoskeleton; actin filament binding; phospholipid binding
Source: RefSeq, a predicted model, not a curated record